AUGUUGAAAUCGCAUUUUAAUAUAGCUCACACUGAAACCGAAGUGGUCGAAGAGGAGCAGGAACAAGAGGUUGAUGUUGUUGAGGAGACUGAGAUCCCUGAGCGGUCGCUCAACAAGUCAGAGAUUAGCGUCAGGCUCAGCUUGCUCGGCAAGACUGCUGAGGGGGAUGGGUACACGUACUUAAAAUGCAAAAUAACAGGACUAAAGAUGACACGUAUAGACGCAAUAAAGGGCUAUCGUCAUCUCAUGUUCUUAGACGUGUCCAACAAUUACCUGGACAUAAACGCCUUACAAAUCAUCACGGAACUGCCUUACUUGAUCCUUAUACAAGCCGACGGCAACAGGCUGACUUCAGCCGGCUUGAAGCAAAUGAAGUACCUACAAUGCAUCAUAUGUAACAACAAUCAAAUCACUUCAGUAAACGACGUGUUCCAAGAGCAACUGUCCACCUUAGAACUGGCUGAUAACAAAAUAACAAGUGUAGACUUCGCCACAAAAAUGCCGACAUUACGAGUUCUAGAUUUCCGAUUCAACCAAAUUAAGGACAUUUCGAAUUUCAACUUUCCGAAUUUAGAUAGCUUGUACUUGGCGGGAAAUAAGAUAACGACCCUGGCUGGGUUGGAGACGUGUGUCAAUUUGAGAAUACUUCACGUGCGCAAUAACCCUAUAAAGCUACUGAAUGGCUUCGAUGAGGCGCAUACGAAGCUCCAGUACAUCAAUUUAAGGAAUUGCAAAGUCGGAACGUUAAGACAAAUUAAAAAGCUGAGGGUACUGACAGCCCUCGAGACGCUUACCCUGAAGGGGUGUCCAUAUUUUGGAGGGACCGGGGGAGAGGAUGAUGACGAUAAAGAUGCGAAAGAUGAAGAGGACGAUCCUCAGUUGAGGGUCGAGGUGCUAGCCGUACUGCCUCGACUUAAGAGGCUCAACAAAGAUAUGAUUACACCUGAAGAAAGACAAGAGUGCAAAGAGCUGAUAGCAACGUGGGCUGAAGAAGGUGAAAAAGAAGAAGAGGAGGAGAUAGAGGACGAACAAAUGAUGGAGGAAGCAUCAGCCGUGGAGGAUUAACUAAUGCAUUAAAAAACCGGCCAA
Molecule: messenger RNA, 1089 nt
Organism: Helicoverpa zea (corn earworm)
Lineage: Eukaryota; Metazoa; Arthropoda; Insecta; Lepidoptera; Noctuidae
Product: leucine-rich repeat-containing protein 23-like
Exons: 4
Coding region: 1-1065 (354 amino acids)
Molecular function (GO): protein binding
Source: RefSeq, a predicted model, not a curated record